UCGACAAAUUAAGAAAUGUAUUUAUUCUGCAACUGAACACAGUUUCAGCAUAUACUGUCAAGUCUUUGAAACGUUUGAAUUUACUCCCGGAACGAUUCAUCGGCUUAGAUUUAAGACGGACGCAAACUAAGAUGGUGGUUGUUGCCACAGGCAGCGCCUGGCGUUGUUUUCUGCCUUUAGCUGGAUAGCGGUAUAACCACCUUGCAAUCUAAAAAGCAAUCGAGAAUGGUUGUCACUUUAAACACAAACAAACAACGCUCGAGUCCAGGAUGGAUCCCUCUGGAGCCAUGCAACGGGGACGUUUUGUGUCUGUAGCGUGCACGUUUGGACUGACUGUCGCAAAACCAAAAUCUGGAUUACUCGAAAAAUAAUCCACACACCAUGGGGGUAACGUUACCUUCUAAAUAACUGACCCGGUUUACGUUCAUCUCAAGAGGAAAUCAGUUACCUGAAUGUAACAAAACAACUCGGUCUGCUUGUUUUGGUGAACCGUGUGCACACUUCCACACUGGCCACGAAGGCGAUGCUGUGAUCAAGUCGAAGCGGAUUUCUGACAUGUUUUGACAAGGAGUGCGGUCACUCCUUCGCCCCCGCCGGACCUCAUGGCAGAGAGGUGUCCUUUGGCCGAGAAGGCUCUGUCAGAGGGCUACGCUCGGCUCCGGUACAAAGACGCGGCCCUGCUGAUAUGGCAGCAGCAGCAGCUGGAGCUCCAGAAGGGCCCGCCGAUCAGCUACCUUAGCCGGAGUCAGAGUGCCCGGUACAGCCAGUACGGAAACCCCGCAGUAGUGAUACGGGACAAAACACAAUUAAGAAGCCCCGAAAGUGGCUCCCGAAUCUGUUCCGUUAUGUAACAGUGCUACGGAUGUUGAUGAUGAUUAUUAUUAUAAUCUUUCACGGAAAUCCACUGUUAUAUAGCUGUUAUAUUCCAAAGGCAUUUGUAGAGUACGUGUAUGAAUAACAUUUCCACAAGUUGCCUGCUUAUAGUGCUGUAGAUGGUUGGGCAGUAUUAUCCACCGUAAGAUGGGAAUUUCAAACUUAAACGUACAAGACCUUUAAAUAGAGUGCUACGUUUUGGUUUCACAAUAUUACUGCAGUAUUUUACAAAACACUCAUAACGCAAAUAACUACUAAACACUCAAUGAUCAUAUGAAACGUCACAGCAAAUAAAACGUAUUUGGAGUGAACAGACACCAUGA
This is a messenger RNA of Electrophorus electricus (electric eel), 1196 nucleotides long. It is a transcript of the gene brd3os, whose product is annotated as BRD3 opposite strand. The record is from RefSeq and is a predicted model, not a curated record. NCBI's taxonomy places the organism in Eukaryota, Metazoa, Chordata, Actinopteri, Gymnotiformes, Gymnotidae.